Molecule: messenger RNA, 354 nt
Organism: Phyllotreta striolata
Lineage: Eukaryota; Metazoa; Arthropoda; Insecta; Coleoptera; Chrysomelidae
Source: the annotation of a GenBank genome assembly
ACAGCAGAUAAAAUUUUCUUUUACAUAACAUAACUUAGGUAAUCUACAAAAGUAAUCGAUUGUGUUUAAUCAAAAUGUUCAAAUUACUAUUCCUGACUUUGUGUGUUUUAGUAGCUUAUUCAAAUGCUGAAUCUGUUACCGAAUGUAAAUUGACCAGUGGUCAAGUUGUAAAAGUAGGCGAAGAAGUUCCCGAAAUUGGAACAUGCAAUAUAGUCACUUGCCACAAAGAUGGAAGUAUUUCCGCCUUAACAUGUCCUGCAUUCAAAGUGGCACCGCCCUGUUAUACUAAAAAGGGAGACCCCACCAAAUUGUACCCGGAUUGUUGCGACUCGCCAAAAUGCCCUUAAUUGUGUA